Messenger RNA from Nothobranchius furzeri (turquoise killifish), 6946 nucleotides. RefSeq names its product transcription factor IIIB 90 kDa subunit. Gene Ontology annotation, molecular function: TBP-class protein binding; RNA polymerase III general transcription initiation factor activity; RNA polymerase III type 3 promoter sequence-specific DNA binding. Gene Ontology annotation, cellular component: nucleus; transcription factor TFIIIB complex; transcription preinitiation complex. Gene Ontology annotation, biological process: DNA-templated transcription initiation; transcription preinitiation complex assembly; transcription by RNA polymerase III. Lineage: Eukaryota; Metazoa; Chordata; Actinopteri; Cyprinodontiformes; Nothobranchiidae. The record is from RefSeq and is a predicted model, not a curated record.
GAUCGUAAUGUGUUUGAUUAGAACACGCUUCUACACUAGCUCUUACUCCAGUGCAUCCAGUAGUAGGUAAUAGCUAAAGAAAUUAAAUAAAGGUCUGGAAUCUGAAAAGGAACAUUUGUUCACCGUCACGUGGACACGAGCCCCCACCCCCCUCACUUAGAUGGUCUCGUCCGAGUCGCUCCAGUGUCAAACGCACAUGUUCGAAGUGUUGUCCUGAGUAUCAGAUUUUUUGGAAAACUGAGUUGUCAUCUGGUUGGCUUCGGUUUUUUGGACCUUACGGGCCACCGCACCGCAGCACAAAUCUGAUCGUGAAACCUUUACUUUUCUAGCUUUAGCUGGAAACCAUCAGCGGGCCGGAGGGACUGCAGCCUGCUGCGGAGGACGUCAACCGGACUGAAGGUGUGGAGGCUUGUCGAGCGCCACCAUGAGCUCCAAGGUGUGCAAGAACUGCGGUGGCUCGGAGAUCGAUGUGGACCAGGCGCGGGGUGACGCUGUCUGCAUGGGCUGCGGCUCCGUGCUGGAAGACAACAUCAUCGUGUCUGAGCUGGAGUUCGUGGAGACGGGGGGUGGGGGUUCACUGGCUGUGGGCCAGUUUGUGUCUUCAGAAGGAAGUCAGAAAAAUCCGUCGUUUGGAGACGGGUUCCUAACAGGCAUGGGGUCCGGGUCUCGAGCUCAGACGUUGCAGAGAGCUAAACAGCAAAUCAGCGCUCUGGGCCACCAGCUGCAGAUGAGCCAGCACUGUUUGGACACGGCCUUUAACUUCUACAAGAUGGCGCUCAAUAAAAGCCUGACCCGUGGACGUAAGUCGUCCCAUGUCAUCGCCGCCUGCCUCUACCUGGUCUGUCGAACCGAGGGAACGCCGCACAUGCUGCUGGAUCUCAGUGACGUUCUGCAGGUGAACGUUUACGUGUUGGGACGGACCUUCCUGCUCCUGGCCAGAGAGCUGUGCAUCAACGCCCCAGCUAUAGACCCGUGCCUUUAUAUUCCCCGCUUUGCCCAAAUGCUGGAGUUUGGUGAGAAGAACCAUGACGUCUCCAUGACGGCACUGCGGUUGGUCCAGAGGAUGAAGAGAGACUGGAUUCACACAGGAAGAAGGCCGUCGGGACUCUGUGGAGCAGCUCUCCUCGUGGCGGCUCGUUUACACGACUUCUGUCGCACCGUUAAAGAAAUCAUCAACGUGGUUAAAGUCUGUGAGACGACACUGAGAAAAAGACUGAUAGAGUUUGAAGACACACCAACCAGCCAUCUGACUAUUGAGGAGUUCAUGAGAGUGGACCUGGAACAGGAAUGCAACCCGCCAUGCUUUACUAACGGAUUAAAGAAGAUAAAAGCCCAACAGUUGGAGCUACAGCUGACGAAACAGAUCGAUGAUGUUGAAGAUGAACUUCUGGGCUACCAGGAUGAGAUAGAUGCGGAGCUGGAGAGCUGCAGACCCAAGUUGAGAGGGGUGUAUGCUGCCUAUGCUAAGGAGGACUGUACUUCCUCACCAUCUCGGACGGUCACCGUAGAAUCUGGAGAGUCGGGGGAGGACAUCGAGGAUGCUGAACUCCAGGCUGUUGCCAGACAUUUUGGCAAAGAGCUGGAUGAGAUCUCACUGGAGGCUCUGAUAAAACUGGAAAAGAAGACACCUGAGGACCUAGAGGAGGAUUUUCCCAGGAAUAAAGGUCCCUCUUUGGCCUCCAUACUGGGAAAGAUGCCCUCGUCUGCCACUCUGGGCCUGUCGGCGUCUCUUGGCUCCUGUGUUGAUGCAGAGAACAUGGACGAUGGUUCUGCUGACAGCGGGGAGCUGGACCUGAGUGGGAUAGAUGACGGUGAGAUUGAUCUGUAUUUGUUAAGUGAAAAGGAAAUCCGCGUGAAGACGGCCCUCUGGAUGGCUGAAAACUCCGACUACCUCAAAGAGCAGAAAGAAAAGGAAGCAAGGAUAGCAAAGGAGAAGGCGCUAGGUGUCUACAAAGAGAAGAAGCCCAGAAGCGCCACGAGGAGGCGUCCUCCAAUCAGAGCCAGCACCGCUGAUGAGGCCAUCGGGAAGAUGUUGGAGCAGAAGAAGAUCUCCUCAAAGAUCAACUAUGACGUGUUGAAGGACCUGAGCACAAAACCGGGCAGCAGCCCAGCUCACUCCGUCACUUCCCCAAAGAGGCAACCGUCUGUUACCGGGGCAACACGACACAGCCGCAACCAGGCUCGAGGUUCGCUGAGCCUCAGCAUGCCGCUCAGCACUCUGGGAAAAAGGUUGCAGCCGUUCAUCACCAGACAACCCAACAAGAAGAUGGCCGUGGAGCAGGACGGCGUCUCCAGCCCCCAACCAGAGCCCGCUGCAGCGCACCCCAGUGGAGUGGUGGUGGAGAGCGGACCUGUCGCCUACGAUGACGCAGCUGCUGAUGAAGAGGAAGAGGAGGAGGAGGAUCCUUGUGUCAGUGCUAUGGAGCUGCUGGGGGGCAACGAUUAUGGCUGUGACGGAGAUUAUGAAGAUGGAUUCUAGCAGGCCCCUCCGGCAUUAUUCCUCCAUACCACUACGGAGGGAAUGUUAAUUCCAGGAACUAAGUAUAAACGUGUUUGCUGCUACUGGUGAGAGGUGGGAUUGGAUCAGAUUAGAUUCUCCUCCUCGUCCCGUUUGAUUCUGCUGCUAACAGCCAUGCUAGUAUGAGUUUGGAGGAGAUUAUUCUGUUCAGGGAGUCGAUAUUAACUCAUACAGAACAAAAACCAAACAGACUAAAGCCCGGAUCUACGUGAGCUGGGUCCGUUCUGACCCGACCUUGUGCGCUCAGCUUGGUAUUUGUUUGUCUGCUAGAUCAGGUGUUUGUUUAAUUAACAGAUUAUCUGACUUGUACCUCAGCCAGAAUCUUUACCAGUAUUUGAGUCAUUCACUUUUUUAGGCUUCAUCAUUUUGUGGCUGUACAGACAGAACAUUAUUUACUGGAGUGUUUUGUGUUGUUUUGACUCGCCGGUUCAUUUCACAGCAGACCAUCUAACCUGUUAGAGUGAGGAGAGCACACGUGUGUUAAUCUGGGCUGCAUCCCAUUUAAAAGUGCUGCUGGUUAGCUAACCUGUGGGAGUGGAAUGCAGCCCUCACUGUUGCACCUGUGAAUCAGGUUGAAUCUAUGUGUGCCUUUAAAAGUAAAGAUUUCACCAACUAUGCAAAAACGUUUGUCUUCUUGUAACAAACAGAAAAGGUGUUCAUGGUAAAUAUAUUAAAUUAACAUCCUGCAGCUUCCUGUAGGAAACAUGCAACAUAUUUAAUAGAAUAAAAUGCACUUAUGUCUCUAUAAACCGGUCUCCUUGACUGUCCCUGUUAUUAAACUGUGAUAAUAAUUAUUCAUAGAGUGCAGACAACAAGAAUCCUCCUGAAUUAUCCUGGUCAAGAUGGCAGAACCAAAUCCAGGAUAACUGGUUAUUCGAGGACAUCAAGCUUCUAUCAUUUCAGAUUCUGGCCAUAACUGAACUAAAGGAACGCCGCACGUCCUGAUCACAGUGAUGUCCUCCUUCAUGACAGGUUAAGUACAGCUUAUGUCAGGUUUGAAUCUUAGAACAACACAGCAGGGAUAAAGAUCAGACCCCUGAAGGUCUAUACGGGGUUGUGUAUUCAAACGCUUGACCACAGAGUAGUCGGUGUUUCUACUGACAUCUCCAUUACUGCUUUGUGGCCGACAGUUGCACCAACACAGUUUUACUCCAAACACACCCACAUCACCCUGCUUCUCCUCCAGCUUCACUGGCUGCCAGUUAACUUCAGGGUUCAUUUCAAGAUCCUGGUUCUGGUCUAUAGGGCCUUACAUGGACAAGCACCAUCUUACAUUGGUGAUCUUCUUAGUCCCUACACCCCCAGCAGGUCCCUGAGGUCCAGUGAUCAAAGCCUACUGGUUGUGCAGCACCAGGCUAAAGGUCAAAGGUGACAGAUCAUCUGCUGCUGUGGCCCCCAGACUCUGGACCUCUCUCCCCCGAGCCUGAGAUCAGUGGACUCCUUUAAACUCACCUGUUCAGGCUUUGGUGUGACCUUCAUCACUCUCUCUUUAUUCUGCUCUCCCCACCUAUUCCACCUUCCUCAGGAUCCACUGAUUUCCCUCUUUCCUAUUCACUCUCUCUCUUUCUUUACAUUUUUAAUCACAAUUGUCUAUUUUUUGCUCAUUUUAAAUGUAUUUUAAUCAUUUUCUUAAUUCUUUUUUUAUAUUUUAACAUUUUUUCGUCUUUGUGAAGCGCCUUGAGAUUUUUAUCUUGAGAGGCGCUAUAGAAAAGAUCUUUUCUUCUUCUUUAAUGCUGCCUGUAUCAUCCUUGUGUCUAAAACAGCUGGAACCUGCUUCAAUCCAUGAAUUCCAUUCAGUCGUUCUUCUUACCUUCUCUGGACUCAAACAGCUUGCUUACUGUUUCUAUUGGCCAACAGCUGAUGACUCACACAUCCCCUGCAUGCAGUCUUAUCCCACCUGGAGAAUAUGAUUAGCUGUGCCUGAAAAAUGCUCAUCCAACACAACUAUCCCAUAAUUUCUCAAGAGAAGCUCUCUCUGUAAGACCAAGAUUCUCUCUUUGUACAGGAAUCAAAAGUUACACCACAAUUCAUCAUCUUAUCCAGGGUCCGAAUUACGGUGGAGCCAGGGGGAGCCUGGCUUUGGUGGGACCUUCAUCACCCCCCCCCCCAAUGGAACUCUCACAGGGCUCUCCCGGAAGCUUGCGAGUAAUCAUAGGAACAUAGGAGUUCCUCAAGGAUGUGUCAUUAGUCCCUAGUUAUUUCUUCGGCCGGCAAAUGAAGUCAGCCCGGCCUGAACCAGAGUGGUGUGCUGUUGUUGGACUUCUGUUCAAGUCGCAGUUUAGCCAUAACAGACACCAUGUCCAUUGGUAUACCUAGUCCUAGUGCAUUCUAGGUCGCAGGUCAAGGAUUAACAUGUUAGUCAUGCCCUCUGAUGUUUCAGACACGGGUGAAGAGAAUAGCGGUCGCUGAUCACCUGGUGGUAAACUAUUUCAGAUGUCAGCAGAGGACACCAUGUAGACCUGAUGGAUUCAGACGUAUAGUGAACAUCUGCUGGGAUUGCCUGGCGGAAGAAUUUGACUAAACUUGGAUAAUAAAAAAAAUAAAAUAAAAAAACAGCCAGCCAGAUUUAAUCAUGCACCUAAAAUACCUGUAGUUUAGUCCAUUCGUCCGCUUCUCUGGGAUCGGAUCGUGGGCUCAGCAGCCUAGGCAGAGAGGCCCAGUCUGCCCUCUCCCCAGCCACUUGGGCCAGUUGAAUGAAUGACGAGGAGAUCCUCACUGGAGAGGAAGGGGAACCUGAACCCAAGUUGAUACGUUCACUAGAAGAUGCAUGUUGAGUUUUUACAUGUGACCUUUUUUCUUAAUUCAACUUUUUGGUGUUUUUAUUUUAUUAACUUAUAUGCUACAGUAGUUUCAAAUGGUUUUGAAAGUGCUACUCAAGAAAAAUAGGAACCCAGGAGGGAAGCUGCACAAGUCCUGGUCCUUUGAGUUCAUAUGAGCCAGGCCAGGUCCACAAGGAGGGGAUCUGGGUUGACCACCAACAGUUUCUCAACCCCUACAAUUCUCCAACGUCUUUACAUGAAGAUAAAAGUCUGUCGACAUCACAGUCAUUGUACGCUGGUAACUAAUUUUAUUAGAUCAAUAUCAAACCUAAUAAUUAAUUUAAAAUUAAGUAAAUGUUUUGAAGGUGUUUUGAUGAAGCAGGGUGAUGUUGGAGCUCAUUGACUGAUUUGCACAUGGAUACUUAUUAAGCAUGUUGAAUAUUAUUAAGCCUACAUAUAGUUGCAGUCAGGGUUACACCAGCUGAUUAUCACUUUAAUUUGGAGCUUUUAAUAAUUGAUUUGAAUCGGUCUUAAUACAGACAGGAAUGAUUGUACAACACAGUUCUUCAUCGGUCCUCAAGUUCUAAUGGAUGUCCUCUCCAGCACAAAGGGUCAGAACAAACAGAGGCAUGAAAACAUCCAUUGACUUAAAUCUUUUAAGGUUUAUUAACUUCCUGUUUGUACCUGACUACAGUUUCUCAUUGCUGCAUCAACAUCAUUGGGUUAGCAGCUUUUAUUGGUUUGUAUCCGAACAGGAAAUAAAGAUGUUUUAUUUAUAACUGGUGCUUUAUUGAUCCUCUUGGGGAAAUCCUCUCUGUCUUUGACGAGUCUCCGAUGAGCAGUGGGAAACAGGUGACCUGCUGGGACCUGGGACUACCCUCUGUUCAGCUAUAGUCGGAUCGAGUGAUUCGGGGGAAAACUUGAAGAACUUGAUGUGAAAUCUCAGUUUUUGGUCACUCCUUUGACCUUUCCUUGACUCUGACCUGCUUUUAAAAGCUAAAGAUUGAAUUCCAACAUGCCUGGUUUACCUAAAACCUUUAAACUUUUAGGCCCCCGUGCCUGGUGCAGGUCACAGAGGUCAUUCUUUAAAGACUUCUGUACUAAAAUAAAAAUGUUCUAUGCCAACUUCAUCCAAAGUGUGUCUAAAGGAGUUUUAUGUCCAUCAUUAUUUGGUGUGAAUACAGAAGUACUCUCCCACAUCUGAACCCAACAUGACACUGCAGUGCCUCGGGUCUUUGGAACAGGCACUUACUUACAAAGAAACGAUGAAGUUACAGCCCUUGAGUUGGUCACUGCUGUCUCCUUUUAGGUUCUCCUUCCUGCCAGCAUAGCCUGAAACAUCAUUUCAUGCUUUUUGAUGCUGUGUAAUUCUGCUGUCAGGUCUGCUUUCCAAGGCCACUCAGGUUUCGUCCCACCUCUUGUACCUGCAUGUUCUCUUCCCAGAGGACCACCUCUGCCUACGCAGCUUGUCCAUUUUCACCAGCCCCUCUCCCCCACCUUCAACCUGAGCAGAAACAUACGUUUCCUCUGACGUUGUUCUUUUAAUCCCUCAGUAAAGAGGGGGGCAGGAGGAAUGAGAAUGCUUGCAUUCUGUUUGCAAUAAUAAACAAGGUUGCUAACUUUUACAUGGUGAUCAUUUUGCUUCCAUACUGUGUGUGUGUGUGUGUGU